AUGUAAAAGGAAGAAUAAAAAUUUAAAGAAGAAUAAAUCUUAAAAGAGAUUUAAUACUAUAUAUUUUAAGAUUUGGAAAAUGUUUUGUGUUUAAUAGGUGAACUAGAACAAACAAUACAUACAUUAUAAAACCAAGAUGAUUAUAAAUAAUCUUACCUUCCAAUAGCAACAAAUAAAACAAUUUUAUAAGCAAAUAUAUCAAAUGGAAUUCAUUUGGAUUAAUAUUAUUAACAUAAUAAAACACAUAAAAAUUUUUUAGAAGAAUGUAAUAAUAAAGCAAGAUAAAUUUUUGAAGAGGUUAAAAAAAAAAAAGGCAUAAAUGCUACAGAUCCUAAAAUUUAGGAGAUUUGUGACUUUUAUUUGAACAAGAAUUUGAAAGCAGAAAACUCUUUUUAUUAACUUCCUUUAUUACCAGUAUCAAGGGAGGCAUAAUUCAAUUAACAAGCUUUGGAAAAAGUAAUUUGGGGAACUCAAACUGUGAACAACUAAUUAAAUGAUCUCCAAAAUUCAAAUUAUUAACCUCCUACUGUUAAAUAAAUUUUGGAAAAAAUUAAGUAAAAAUUUUAUAAUAAAUUUAGUUAAAGGAAAAAGUAUUGUGAAGAAUAGUUGAUAAAGAACUUUGGUAUAAAUCAACAAAAUUAACCUAAUGAAACAAAAAAUUCAGAAAAUUUAAGAGAAUUCGAAACAGAAGAAGAUAAAUAAACUUUGAAUGAUAAAACUAUCAUGUAAGAUUAAAAUAGUUAAGUUUUUGAACAUCAAUAACAAAAGAAUUAAAAUGGUAUGUAAAUUGAGGAUGAAUCAACUGAAUAAAAUUUGCUAAAAAAUAAAUUAGAUAGAGAUGGCAAAAGUAAAGAGAAUACUGAUCCAAAUAAAGAACAAUAAUAAGAGAAUGAUAUAUAAAUUGAAGAUGAAUAAGAUUUAAGGAAUUCAAGGGCUACUAAAGUUUAGGAAUCGAAAUUUGGAAUAACUGAAUUACCAAAAGCAACUCAAGGAGAUGAAAAUGAUUGCGUUGAAGAAGGUGUUGAUUAGCAGUGAG
This is a messenger RNA of Paramecium pentaurelia, 1036 nucleotides long. Lineage: Eukaryota; Ciliophora; Oligohymenophorea; Peniculida; Parameciidae. The record is from the annotation of a GenBank genome assembly.